Diaporthe batatas is the source of this 5716-nucleotide messenger RNA. RefSeq lists its product as uncharacterized. NCBI's taxonomy places the organism in Eukaryota, Fungi, Ascomycota, Sordariomycetes, Diaporthales, Diaporthaceae. Gene Ontology annotation, molecular function: protein binding. The record is from RefSeq and is a predicted model, not a curated record. Bases 173 to 5665 code for a protein of 1830 amino acids. The transcript has 8 exons.
GUUAUUCCGAGUCCCUAUGACACAAAAAGUCAGCCGUAUUGAUCUACGCCGAGCGUCGACCUUUAGGCGGCAGACCCGACGCGACGAGGAUUUCAGGCGCCAAUAAAACCCAAUAACACGGGACAGGGCUACGGCGGCCGGUUUCAACAUCAUCUUUCAACCACACUUUCGAAUGAUGUCUGAAGAUUCCGAGACCAUCAGCUCUCCUACGAGGCCUGGGGGCCAGGAUCUCGAUGUCAGUACUUCCAAACAGGGCCUGACUUUAUUGUCAAGUAUAGAGCCUGCCCCUGUGGAUGGGGAUGCUGGAGAUACAAGGCUAGAUAUUGAUGUGGUCCACGUCCUAGGGGUUUCCAUGAGGGAAAGUCCGCUCGCUUUGUCGUUUCUGUCAGAUUCGCUUCCUCAAAGCUCUCGAAGGAGAGAAUAUCACUUCGAUUUUGAUGUAUCAGGAACUCUUAGCGACGACUUGGAGUUCACCAAGGAUUACGUCGAGUUCCAGGCCCGACAGCUUCUUGAUGGGCUAUUGGAGUAUCGACGGCCCCGAGCCAACGACGAGCCAGCUCAGAGAGUGACCAUCUUCUUCGCAUACGAUAUCGGCGCUGUAAUUUUGAAAAAGGCAAUCUCCAUUGCUUCAGACAUCAAUGAAGAGUACAGUGAGAUAUUCGCAAGUAUCGCAAAGAUAAUCUUUACCGGCUGCUUUAAUCGCGGGGGAGAACGAGAUCUGGGUCUCAAAAUACUCACCUUCUUGAAUGACGCCAUUCUUCCGGAAGAUGGGAGAAGUGAGGCCGUUUGGAAGUCGUGCAUUACUUUGUCAUCAGUUCAGAACCUGGUUUCAACAAUACGGCACACCAAUGAAGCAUUCCUUGCGUCUAAGAUUUCUUCACGCUGCACAACCUUCAGCCUGUACGCGGGGACUUCUUCCAAGCGAAUUCAUGGGACAUUGGGGUAUUACUUUGCAACACUCGGUUUAUCAAGCGAACUGGCAAUAGAGGAGGUUGAUGCAGAAGGCAUACAAGCCGCGUUCCCUAAUCUCAUGGAUAAUAUAGGAAGCGGAAUCACCAGUUGGGCGUCAUUGGGGCCGUCAGAAAUAGCUCUGGAGCAAAGUCUAUUGUCCCUUGCCGCCCCAGAGGCCCACUUAAUGAUUAAAAAGGUCUCACCAGACCAUCCUGUACUAAAAGGUGAGAACUACGACAUGUGGUGCCGGCUAGGUGGGACGCAAGUCAUAUAUCUCGAGGGAACCGACUCCCAGGCUACGACAGAAGCCGCGGAGCAAAUGAGCAUGGAUUGGAUCAGACGUCAGCAGUUGCGCAGGCGAUAUUUCGUUCGCAGCUUUGAAUUUCGAUUUUGCGCCUCUGAUCCAGCGAGGAACUCUACCAUGGCAAUGUUGACCGCAUGCUUCUUGCAUUUCUUUAGGAGGACGACGGCAGAUGCAUUUCGUGUACAGGACCUACAAGACCAGCUACGAGACCAGUUCAAGCUGCAGAAUGCCUGGACAGACGAUGACUUAUGCAACAUGGCAUUGAACUCGUACAUUUGGAUGUACGAAGAAAGCACAUUUGUUCUUAUUGGACUGGAUGAAUGCGAUGCUGCAAGCCGAAGAAGAUUUUGGACUUUGGUUGGCAGUAUAGCCAGCAGAUGCGAGAACCGGUUCAACAUCAUCGUGGCGGGCAACAAGCCCGGUUCAUACGACGCUCAAAUGUUGCGCGAGGAAUUGAAAUACUGGCCAGAAGUCAACAUUCUCAAUUUUGAAGUACCACAGGAGCCUGAGAUCGACGUAGGCCCGGAGACACAGAGGAACGAUUUUCUCGCGCGGUUGUGUUCGCCACCACCUGGGAGUCAUCCAGUGAAGGAAUGCCUUGAAAGAUUACAAUCAAUGAACCCCAAGACCAUGUCCAGUAUACUGGACGUGGUCAAGAUGUACUCUCGAUGGCCGGCCGAUUGCACAAAGGAGAAUUUCAGGGCCUUUCUCGACACGACAAGGCGCGUGGAUUCAUCCUACACCCCCGAGGAAACUGCCUGGAAGAUUCUGAGUUCAGUGCCAUGUCAAGAGGUAGUCAUGAGUGCCUUGACGUGGAUCAUCGCUGCCCAGCGGCCCCUCACGUUGGACGAGCUCGCAAGCUUUGUCGCUAUCAGCAGAAAUAUGCUCGGCGAGCAGCUCGAUCUUCCCAAGUCAGAAGAAAUAAGGCGCUGUUCGAUGGAUAUCGACAAACAAAUUCGCGGAUUUGCCGUCGUCGAGGCGGGCCAGUUCCGCAUCCAUUCUCACAUUCUUGAGCUACUCGCAGAUGCUCCGACACAAGACUGGGAGGCGCUCAGGAAGCGGGCGCCACGGCUGACUGCAGAGGUUUUAUUACAGUACCUCCGACUGGAAAUUGUACAGGAGAGGCUUCACGGUCUGUUUCGACAGUAUGAGGAGCGUGUGCAACAAUCAGGGCACGCAAUGACGCCUCCACUCAUGCCUGAUGGGAAGGAUAUGCUGUUUUAUGCCGUACAGGCACUGCCCCAUCAUCUGUCCGGAAUUGAAGUUGCGGAAGAUAUCGAAGCGCAAUUAAGAGAUCCUUCAGGGCCUUAUGAAGCCUGGUCGAAAGUAUAUUGGGCAAUGUCAAACCCUUUCGCUCGACCACACUCCGGACCGCUAAAAUCGGCGUGGAGAGCCUGGACGUCCACUCUCGAAUUCGGUCCGCCGAGUGUGGUGAGAUUGCGCGAUGUCAAUGGGCAAGACAACAAUGGAAGGCCACCGAUGGACUGCCUCGCCGAGGCUGUGCGGGCCAACAACCAAGACUUGGCAAUCAGCUUCGCGGAGGAGGUCAUCUCCGACUUCCAGAAUCAGGCGUCCUUGACCAAAGAUGAACGCCUGAUCUUCCCACCUUCGAUUCUGUGGAGAGCUGCGUGGCUCGAUAUGGAUCGUUUGCUAGACUUGGUCUUGAGUCACAGCGAGCAGCAGGACGACUCCUCGUCGGCUUCCUGUCCAUCGAUGCUUUUCCUAGCAAGUCGCAUCGGUUGUUCAAACAGCGUGGAUGUACUCCUCAAACAUAAAGGAGACACCAGACUCGCCAAGAAGGACCGGCCUACAGCUCUCCACGCCGCGUGCGGGCGUGGUCAUUUGACUAUCGUCCAGACGCUAUUAAAGAAAGAUCUAAGCAUGAUCAAUACGCCACAUCCAAGCACUCUUCUUUACGUGGCAUCAUUUUGGGGUUGUUGGGAGAUCGUUGAGACGCUCCUGGAGAGCGGAGCCGACCCAAAUCAGGCAAAAUGCGCACCCAGGCCAAAGGCGGCCGAUGACCCGGUUGAACACGACUGGACCCCCAUCACGGCGGCCUGUCAUAACGGCUUGGUAAAAACUGUUCGCAUGCUCCUCAAACACGGAGCAGAUCCGGAAACACCCGGACCGUGGGGUGCGGACACCUGCCUCUACCUCGCGGCAGUGAACAGCACGAGUCUCGAGACAACGAAAGUGCUACUCGAGCACGGAGCCGAUCCAAAUCAUAAAAACUUGGAAGAUCCUUUACUGACUGUUAUCAUAUACAGCAAGCGAAUACCAGAGAAUACCAAGCUUGAAAUGUUUGAGCUCCUUUUGAAUAAUGACCCACCCGUGAACCUGGAGCGAGGCAACGAAGAAGGGGUAACGCCUUUGAUGGACGCUGCCGCGACGGGGAGACUAUCCGCGACGCAAUGCCUACUUGACCAUGGUGCGUCCGUCGAUGCGCGGGACUCGAACAACUAUACGGCCCUAUUCUGGGCUAUAUUUGGGGGCCACUGGGAAGUGGCUCGCCAACUGCUUCGCCAUCACGACCAGCCAGUUCUCGAUCUUGUCUCCAGCAGGGGCUACACGCUACUACAAACGGCAAUAGAAAAUGUCGACGAGCUCAGGAAUCUCCUAGAAGCCGGAGCCGAUCCGAGCCUUGUUAACAGAUGGCAGCAAAAUCUCUUAGAUCGCGCUGUGGUGCUGGAGAAGACUCAAGUCGUCAAGAUGCUGCUCGAGACAGGGAGGGGUGUCGAUUUGCACCACCGUGAUUGUGACGGAUACACCCCAAUUAUGGUCGCAACCGGCUACACUCCUAACGAGGAGAUAACGAGAAUGCUUAUGGAGGCCGGCUCAAGCCUCUCAGAAACAACCCCUAACGGGAGUUCUCCAUUACACCUCGCAGCGUGGAAAUGCAGACCAGACGUCUUGCAGGUCCUUCUUGAUUUCCACGACACGGAUGACCUUUCAAGAAAAAGCGACACAGGUCAAACACCAUUGGUAGCCAUGGCUGAUUUUGAGAGUGAGGCGUCUCUUGAGUGCAUACGCCUGCUUGUCCGUGCCGGUGUCGAUAUCAACAGUCAGGACAACUACGGGAACACGCUGCUCACCCAGGCUUCCAGUGCCGGACCGGGCGCCAGAGCGGUCCACGAUUGGCUCCUAGCCCGUCCGACAAUUGACAUUCACCUCGUGACAGUCAGAGAGGGCACAGCCCUGCACGUCGCCUGCAUGUACGGGGAUGAAGGUCUCGUCAGCAUGCUGCUGCAGAAAGGCGCCCGGGUGAACUCAACCCACCUCUGCGACAAGCCCACGCCCCUGAUCGCGGCGUGCAUGCCCGAGCGGCGCUUCGACACCGAGGACCCAGCGGCCCGGACCGAGAGCGCCGAGAGGAUCGUGCGGACGCUCAUCACGCACGGCGCCGACGCGUCCCUCGUGAGCGGCAUCUCCAUCUUCAACGCCCUGUGCGCGGCGGCGUUCUGCGCCGGCGUGGGGACCAUCAACUUCAUCCUCGACAAGGCGGCGUCCGCGCGCACGCCCGACCCCCUGGGCCGCCUGCCGAUACACUUUGCCGCGGCAAACGGCGUCCGGAACUUCGAGGCGGUGGCGCUGGCCCACGGCGGGGACAUCAUGGCGCCGGACCGGUUCGGCAAGAAUGCGCUGCACUGGGCCGCGCAGUUUGGGAAGGCGGGCGCCGUCAGGGCGAUCCUGCACAGGCUCCCGCCGAGGGACAGGAAGAGGUGUGCCAACUCGGAGGAUGCUGACGGGUGGACGCCGCUUGCUUGGGCGUCGAGGCCGAUCGAGCCUGACUACGCGGAGUUCUGGACGAGAUCCGAGGCGCCGGAUUACGAGGCGACGAUCCAACACUUGUUAGAGCAUGGGGCAGACAUCCACGUGCGCUUCCGCACAGGCCGUGGUGACGAAGCGGAGGAGUUCACGCCUUUGUUGAUGGCCCGACGGUAUGAAGCUGACGCGGCGAUUAUUGAACUCCUCACACCGCGGGGACAAGACGGUGAGGCUUCAGCCGAUUCAGGAGACGAGCGAGUGUAUAGGAGGCUCGACGGGUUCUGCGACUUCUGUUUUGCGCAAUCUCGAGGUGUUGCGUAUAGAUGCGAGACAUGCACCGAUCGCUAUUGGAUCUGCAAGAAAUGUUUGCCUGUGGCAACGGUAGAGCACCCGCGCACUGCCACUUUUGAGGGGCCCCAUACCUUCGAUUCAGGAAGUGGGCAGGAAUUUGUGUUCCAGUCUAAGGCGUCUUCGUCUGGGGAAUCUGGAACAAGUGGGGAUGAUGCUUCCCGGACAAGUGGUGAUAUUAGGAGCGGGGCCGAUGUGUCGACGGCAGAGUUUGAACCGAUGGACUUCCCUGAGGGUGACAUCGAGCAGCUGGAAUUUCCUGAUUUACAAAAGCUGGGUGGCCUAGAAGAUCUGUAGAGUUGGCAAGAAUGUUCACCGGGUAGCUUAUAUAAACACUAGAAAAUUUAC